AAAAGUCAGCCACUUACCUGUCCCUCGGUCCCGUGGUGUGUCCCCCGUAGCCCGUUUCACUGGCAGUCCUGUAUUCCAGGAGGCCGGCAUUUUCAGUGUGGACACGUGGCUGUGAUAGCUUGCGGCUUCACAGCCAGGUACCCAGUGCGCAUACGUGAGUAGCGCUGCACUUCAUGAAUGGUCCUGUAGUCUUCUGGGACCUGUCACGUGUCCCAAAAGACUACAGGGAGGGCGGGAGGACACCUUCCGCUUCCGAUCGCCUAGGUGAUCGGACCAGAAGUGGGAGCGGGUACCUGUCAAAUUCAGGUACCCGCUCCCCAAAGGUGCCAAUCCUUAAUGGGGAGCGGGGGAGCAGUCCUUAAAGCGGAACUUCUCCUUUUGGUUGGAGCUCCGCUUUAAG
Messenger RNA from Staurois parvus, 400 nucleotides. Lineage: Eukaryota; Metazoa; Chordata; Amphibia; Anura; Ranidae. The record is from the annotation of a GenBank genome assembly.